Molecule: messenger RNA, 3378 nt
Organism: Pestalotiopsis fici W106-1
Lineage: Eukaryota; Fungi; Ascomycota; Sordariomycetes; Amphisphaeriales; Sporocadaceae
Product: ATP-dependent DNA helicase MPH1
Exons: 2
Coding region: 1-3378 (1125 amino acids)
Biological process (GO): replication fork reversal; double-strand break repair via synthesis-dependent strand annealing; interstrand cross-link repair
Molecular function (GO): ATP binding; hydrolase activity; four-way junction DNA binding
Source: RefSeq, a predicted model, not a curated record
AUGGAUUCAGACGAAUUCGACGACGAUAUUCUCGAUGAGGACUUGAUCAUCGCGGCAAGCCAAGCACCAGUGUUGAAUCAGUCUGCACCGUCGAGAAUUGCGAACAGUGUCCUGCCCCACGCUCAGCGUGCUAGGCUGAGGCAAACUGGGAAUAGCUUCACUCCUCGUCAAGGUCGCAAUAGAAUAUCACAUCCAGAUGUCAUUGAUCUCGAUGAAUUGCCUUCAGAUGCAUUUUCAAGCUCACCGGGUGGUGGUGCACUGUCGGCGCAAUCUGUGUCAAGGAAUGCUCGGCCUACACCUAAAGUCGGAGGUCCAGCUCCUGUCUACCGACAAAUGACUCUUUUCAAUACGACGGCACCACCACCUCAAAAUGGGACUGCCGGGUCCAGCCAGCGCCCGAGUAACACUCGGCAGUUUCGUGUCGACCUGCCAGAGGAAAAGCCAACUCAUCAUGAAAUCGAUAAUGACGCCAUGAAGACCUGGGUCUACCCUACAAACUUGGGUGCUAUCAGAGAUUAUCAGUACACCAUAGUAAAGGAAGGCCUGUUCAACAAUACUCUUGUAGCCCUACCAACUGGUCUAGGCAAGACAUUCAUCGCUGCCACCAUUAUGCUGAAUUACUACCGCUGGACAAAGAAGGCCAAGAUCGUGUUUGUAGCGCCUACCAAGCCCCUUGCGUCGCAGCAAGUUGAUGCCUGCUUCAAUAUCGCUGGUAUCCCAAGAUCACAGACUACUCUCUUAACGGGUGAGGUCAACAAGGGUUUACGAGCCGAGGAAUGGGAAUCCAAACGUGUGUUUUUCAUGACGCCACAGACUCUACAAAAUGACCUCUCAUCCGGUGCUGCGGACCCAAAGUCGAUCGCCCUGCUGGUCGUAGAUGAAGCCCAUCGCGCGACAGGCAAUUACGCAUAUGUCAAGGUUGUCGAAUUCAUACGGCGAUUCUCGAGCAGUUUCCGCAUCCUGGCUUUGACUGCAACGCCUGGAUCCAAUGUCGAAGCAGUUCAAGAAGUAAUUGACAGUCUCGGCAUAUCCCGCGUUGAGAUUCGAACGGAGGACUCUCUCGAUAUCCGCCAAUACGUGCACCAGCGCCAAGAGGACAUUGAAAUCCUGGAGCCAUCGGAAGAAAUGAUCUUCUGCAGGGAGCACUUCACCAAAGCGUUAAAGCCACUUGUGGACAAGCUCAACCAGCAGAAUAUAUACUCUGCUCGUGAUCCCAUGACAAUGACAGUUUUUGGGUUGAUGAAAUCAAGAAAAGACUGGGCUGCUAGAGUUGGCCCAAACGUGAACCAAUUCGUCAAGUUCUCCAUACAAGCCAUUUUCACCGUCCUCCAGAGCUUGGCUCAUGCUAUCAAGCUUUUGAACUUUCACGGGAUCAAGCCUUUCUACGACAACCUAGUUCGUUUCAGAGACGAAGUUGAAGAUAAGGGGGCGAAGGGUCCCAAGUACAAACGCCAAGUUAUCGAUUCACCUGAAUUCCAAGACAUGAUGAGCAAGAUCAGCACUUGGAACAGAAAGGAUGACUUUGUUAGUCAUCCGAAGCUUACUUAUCUCUCUGAUACCAUUCUCAAUCAUUUUAUGGAUGCUGGCGAAGGUAGGGAGAAUGGCGGGACCUCUAAUACGAGGAUCAUCGUCUUCAGUGAGUUUCGCGACAGUGCAGAAGAAAUUGUCAGAGUUCUUAACCGUCACAAACCUAUGAUUAGAGCAGCAGUCUUCGUCGGUCAGGCAGAUACGAAACAGUCGGAAGGCAUGAAACAGUCUGAACAGAUUGAGAGAAUCAAGAAGUUCAAAGAAGGGUCCUUCAACGUUCUUGUUGCCACCUCUAUCGGCGAAGAAGGUCUAGACAUUGGUCAAGUGGAUCUGAUUGUCUGCUACGAUGCGUCUGCCUCGCCUAUCCGGAUGCUGCAGAGAAUGGGACGAACAGGAAGAAAAAGAGCUGGCCGCGUAGUGCUCUUGCUAAUGCAAGGGAAAGAGGAGGAUAAUUAUGCCAAGUCCAAGGACGCUUAUGACAAGAUGCAGCAGAUGAUAUGCGAUGGAAGCAGGUUUAACUUUCGCCAUGAACUCUCCACACGCAUUGUUCCACGAGAUAUCAGGCCUGAGGUUGACAAGAGACACGUGGACAUUCCAAUUGAGAAUACACAGAACCAGUCGCUUCCGGAGCCAAAGAAGCGCGCAGUGAGGAAGAAGGCACCACCAAAAAAGUUCCACAUGCCCGACGGCGUUGAGACGGGCUUCACCUCUGUGGCAUCGAUGCUGGGAAAGCGUUCAGCCCCAACGACAAAAGCGCAGCCACAACAACAGCGCACACCAAAAACCUUUGAACUUGCAGCUAUACCGUCAGAAGACUCAGUCUUGCUGACCAACAAACAAGCUGAAGAGCUCCAUAGGAUUUAUCAGAAUCUGCCAUCUUCCAAGGACCUAGUACAGGUGGUUGCAUCUGUGGACUUGACGGCAAAGCCUUUGGCACAACGAAGUUUACACAAGACCGUGCUCGUACAACACGGGAAACACACAGAGCGAUGCGUCAGACUCUUUCGAAACAUGUCAAAUAUCAAGACAAGUACCGAGUAUAACAAAAUGCCACCACUGUCAGAUGAGAGCCAUUACGCAGAAAUACUCGUCCCAUCUGAUAUUUCGGACUCUGAAACGGAAUCAACAUCUCUUGCUCAUCCACCGAAAAGGCAAAAAACGGCCACAACGGUUGGCCCAAAGCACAAGGAAGUAACCUCAUGCUCUCGUAGUAAACCCUCGAACCCGAAUGAGACUAUGCGAUCAAAGUCCAUACACCGCAAUGUCUUUAUGGGAGAAUUGUCAGAUUCAGAGCGGGAGGAUCUCGUUGAGAUUACACCACCACCACCGCAGAAGAGGCCUGCUAUAAAGAAGGCUGCUCCACGAAAGGCGCCAAUGAAGAAGCCGCCACCAAAUCGUGCUCCAAAACGACAGUCAGCCUGUGUGUAUGACGAAAGCGCUGAUGAAGGCGACGAUUGUCGGCGUACCAGCGAUCUUGACUUGACAGAUGACUCGGACAAUGGCUCGGACAUGGAGGGCUUUGUUGUGGGCGACGAUGUGGCCACAUCCAGCGCACCACCAACGUCAAGCAUGAGGAGACUUUCGACGUCACCCACCACGCCGUCUGCAUCAUUCAUGGCGGGCUUUGUAUCAGCGCGAAGUAGACAGGGUCAUGGCAGGUCGAGGCAGGUGGCAAGUGAUAGCGACGAGGAUGAUUUGCCUUCCAUGAAGCAGAUAGCAAGUAGGCACAAGUCGCAAACGGUGGCAGUGUCGGACACGGAUGGAACGGAUAACGAUAUCGUACAGCGAGCAGCUCGCGGACCCAGAAGACGGGUAAUUGUUGAUGAUGAAGAUGACUCUGAGAGUGCGUAG